Molecule: messenger RNA, 818 nt
Organism: Chrysochloris asiatica (Cape golden mole)
Lineage: Eukaryota; Metazoa; Chordata; Mammalia; Afrosoricida; Chrysochloridae
Gene: METTL21C
Product: methyltransferase like 21C
Exons: 4
Coding region: 1-795 (264 amino acids)
Biological process (GO): peptidyl-lysine methylation
Cellular component (GO): cytosol; cytoplasm
Molecular function (GO): protein-lysine N-methyltransferase activity
Source: RefSeq, a predicted model, not a curated record
AUGGACGUGUAUAUGAGCUCCAAGCAGCAGCCCCAGUCCCUUGGAGAAGCACCGAGAACGCCAUGUAGCUGGUUAGAGGCAGAGAAGAAGGGCGCUCUCCAGAAAGAUGGCACCGAGGGCCCCCCAGGAGAUUCUAGCAAGAUAAAGUUAUCUCUUCAAAGCCACCAGAGAUUUGUUCCUACAAAUUAUGCCAGCUACACUCAGGAGAAUUAUCUGUAUGCAGGCAAGAAGAUUGUCAUUCAAGAAUCAAUAGAGAGUUAUGGAGCCGUGGUGUGGCCAGGGGCUACAGCUUUGUGUCAGUAUUUGGAGGAACAUACAGAGGAUUUGAAUCUCCAAGAUACUAAAAUACUUGAAAUUGGUGCUGGACCAGGCCUGGUCUCCAUUGUGGCCAGUAUUUUAGGGGCUCAAGUCACAGCAACUGAUUUGCCUGAUGUCCUGGGGAACCUUCAGUAUAAUCUUGUAACAAAUACCCUAAAAUGUGCAGCUCAUCUGCCUGACGUGAAAGAACUGGUGUGGGGAGAAGACCUGGAACACAACUUCCCCAAGUCGACUUUUUAUUACGAUUAUAUUUUGGCCUCUGAUGUGGUCUACCAUCAUUACUUCCUGGACAAGUUGCUGACCACCAUGGUAUAUUUUUGUCAGCCAGGGACAGUGCUGCUUUGGGCAAACAAGUUCAGAUUCAGCACCGAUUAUGAAUUUUUAGAUAAAUUUAAGCAAGUGUUUGAUACAACACUCUUGGCUGAAUUUCCAGAGUCAUCAGUCAAACUUUUUAAAGGAAUACUGAAAUGGGACUAAAUUAAACAAAAUGCCUUUCAAAA